Messenger RNA from Brassica oleracea var. oleracea, 4791 nucleotides. RefSeq lists its product as uncharacterized. Gene Ontology annotation, cellular component: chloroplast thylakoid membrane; chloroplast inner membrane. The transcript is spliced from 15 exons. The record is from RefSeq and is a predicted model, not a curated record. NCBI's taxonomy places the organism in Eukaryota, Viridiplantae, Streptophyta, Magnoliopsida, Brassicales, Brassicaceae. Bases 288 to 3926 code for a protein of 1212 amino acids.
AUAUAUAUAUGCACUGCUUUCAUCUCUGGCUCGUGUUGUUUUGUGUAAUCACGAACGAAAGGCGAGAACCGAGGAAGCCAUCACUCAAAUCUUAUAAACACUGAAGGGGAGGGAGAUAGAGAGAGAUUUGUGUGUAAUCGAAUCGAAAAUUUAGGGUUUGCAGGAGUUGGAGAGGGAGGAUUAGGGUUUCGUUUGCUCCCAAUUAGGGAAAUCGAAUCCGAGGAAGAGAAGUUGGGAGAGCUGGAUAGGAACCGGUCUGUGAGUCAGGCUUAUUGAUUUUAUUGCAGAUGGCUGAUAAAAGAGUUGGUAAGCGUUCAACGAAUCAGAGAGGGUUUUCAAAAAUGGACUCUGGAAUAUGUAAUGUCUGUUCUGCUCCUUGUUCAUCAUGCACCCAUCGUAACGUGGGUUUCACAGGAUCAAAAUCUGACGAGUCAUCAGAUGAAAACGGCCACGGAGUUGCUGGCAGCCAGUUUUCUGUAAAUGAGGACCGUCUUUUGCCUUCAAAUAACACUGCUAGUGAAGCAAGCAACCUUGUUAAUUCCACUCAUGAUGCUCUCUCUGAGAAUGCUGAGAGUAGGGAAACAAUCAGACGUUCUGGGAUAUCCGAUGAUUCCGGAGCUGUUGCAAUGACUUCGAAGACAUCUUUUUCUGGAAGCAGGAUGAAACAUAAAGGGUCUGCAUCAGCUAAUGUGUUAGAUCAGAGCUCUACCCGUUUAGAGGGCCAGGAAGAUGGGAUAUUGUCAGAAAGGGAAAGAUUAGGACCACAGGGUGACACAGACAAAGAGGACCCUUCAGUUGAAGGAUCCACACCUUCUGGCCAGAACGGGAAGGAUGUUAAGUCAAGUAAAAGCGCGUCCUUCAAUAACUCAGAUGAGUCAGUCUCAACAGCUAUGUCUGAGAGCGAGAGCGAUUCUGAAAUGGUCUUACAUGAUGUAAAAGUUUGUGAUAUCUGUGGAGAUGCGGGUCGUGAAGAUCUACUUGCUAUCUGCACCGGAUGCAGUGAUGGUGCAGAACACAUCUAUUGCAUGCGGGAAAGACUCAAUGCAGUUCCUGAGGGUGAUUGGCUGUGCGAAGAAUGUCAAACUGUAGCUGAAAAACAGAAGCAAGAAGCUAAGAGAAAAAGAGAAACUGAAGUAAUCCUCAGUCCACAUAGCUCAGGCAAACGACAUGCAGAUAAGAUUGAGGCAGCUCCAGAUGCUAAAAGACAGGCGGUUGAAGAUUCAACCGGGUCACCCAAGAAACCUGUUCUCCCCAGAAUAGGUGCUUUAUCUCGGGAAACAUCAUUCAAGGGCUUAGACAGUCCAAGGGGAAAGCUAAGUCAUCAAUCAUCUUUCACUGAUAAGAUGGAAGGUGCACGCUCUACUGGUUCACAGCUUCAUCCUCCAAAAGGUGGAUUUUUGAAAUCCAGUUCCUUCAAUAGUUCUAGCACGAAACCAAAAGUGCAACUUAUGGAUGAUGAUGUUAUUCUCCCGAGAAAGAAGAUUAGGAAAGAUUCUUCUCUUGGAAACCUAAGCAAAUCAAUGUCAAGUAAAACAACAGACACUGGGAGUUCUAAUGGAAACGACUCACAAGCAAAAAUGCUCGCGUCAAAAGUUUAUCAUUCACAAGAAGGCAAAAGUCCAAAGCAACUGAAAGAUCGUAGUACAGAAGCUAACGCUCCGACAGCCUCCACCGAUCAGAAGCUCACUCCACGCAGCAGUUUGGGUUCUUCAUAUGCAAACAGUACCCGUGAUUCGAAGGCUUUGCAGUCUGAUGGCAAACGAGGUAGCUUGACGAAGCAAGUUAGCAAUCUAAACCGAAACCGUCUAGAAAGUCCUGUUACUUCUGGAAGUGAUAUUCCCACAAAUGAAAAGUGCAAUGCCCGCGAGCAAAGCUCAAGUCAAGCUGACUGUGAGAAUGAACUGCUAUCCACUUCCUGCGCGGGUGAGGUUGUGCCAAGCAACGGUAAUGUAGCCUCGCAGGAUAGAUUACCGCGGUCCAGGGAGUUUAGGGAGGUAGGGAAGAAAAGCAGAGAAGCCUCUGGUAAGCGCCAAAGGUCUAGUCUGUUAUCUGAUGCAAAAGGCUUACCAUCAUCUCAAAAAGAACGCCAAACUGCAGAAUCUAAUGAAACCUCAGGCGUUUCCGAUAGUGAUCUCCCUACCCCAAAAAAUGCUCGGGAGGAUAUAAAUAAGGGUAAUAGGUUGCGAGCAGCGGUUGAUGCUGCUCUUCGUAAAAAGCCCAGCUUUGGCAAGAACAGAGUAUUGGAGCAAUGUGAUACGUCCUCGGCGUCUAAUGUGCAUCCUAGUUCUGAUAAGGCUUUACAAAAUCAAUUACCUCCAAAGAUGCAUACAACUUCAUGGCCUGCUCCUGACCCGUACAAACAGACGAUUGUAACAAAUGAAAAGCAGCUUGUACCCUCUGGUGUUGAUGCGAUGAUGCCUCCACGAUCUGUGGAACUUGAUAUGAAGCCUGAAGUUAAUAUUCCCUCUUUGAAGUCUGUUAUGAGAGAUUGGCCAUUAGUACCCCCACCUGCUCUGUUGAGAAGCUCAGCCAUUCCAGACCAUGAGUCUAUAUGGCAAGGAAACCUGGAGGUGCGGAAAGCUAGAAAUCAGUCAGCUAUGCAUAGCGGAAUGCAAGCACAUCUAUCAACCUUAGCAUCACCCAAGGUUGCUGAAGUGGUGAAUAAAUUUCCAGAGAAGUUUAGCUUGAAUGAAGUACCUCGGCUAAGUACAUGGCCUGCACAAUUUCAAGACAGCGGUACUAAGGAAGACCAUAUAGCUCUGUUCUUCUUUGCAAAGGAUGUUGAGAGUUAUGAGAGAAACUAUAAGCCCCUCGUAGAUAACAUGAUGAAGAAAGAUUUAGCUCUGAAAGGAAACCUCGAUAAUGUUGAGCUUUUGAUUUUUGCAUCCAACCAGCUUCCUCCGAAUUGCCAGCGUUGGAACAUGUUAUAUUUCCUUUGGGGUGUAUUCCGAGGAAGAAAAGAGAUUUGUACAAACCCACAAAAGAACGCAUCUUUGCCUGAGGUUAUGCCGCGUGACCAAGACCCCAAUGACUUGUGCCAAACCAGUUCUCCUUCCAAGCAUUUGGAGAAAGCGUCUUCUCUACGUGAGAGCCCACACAAGAUGCAAGAAACUCAAAAUGGGAAACAUGUGUUCAGCCAUGAGAAUCCAAGUGACAGAGAAUCCUCUGUUGAGCGAUCAUCGAUCACAAAGGAGGAAACUUCUCGUAAAGAGGACGAACCAGGUGCAAAUCAUGUUCCUUGCCAAGCUAAUGGAUCAAACUCUGGAGAUAGUCUAGUGAAGAAGGUUCAGCAAAUUGAAGAGCGAGACUUAGGUGGUAGAAAGGAUCUGCCUUUGAGUGUCACGCCCCCUAACCAAGUCAAUCCUCUAGAGAAAGAUCUUAACUUUAGUCAGGCUAGUCACAGGAAGCGUCAAGUUUGGGAACUGACAAACCCCGCCACCGUGAACCAGAAAGUGGAGCUCGUUAAUGAAGCUUCACGCGAAGGAUCUCCGCAUAAGAAGCUGAAGACAGAAAACGAAAGUAGCAGCGUUACAUUUGGUAAUGAUUCGGGGAUGAUGAAGAAGAGUCCUAAAGGAGUGUUCCCUUUGGACUUGAAUAUGGAAGGAGAAGACAUCGAUGAUCUUAUUCCAUUUGGCAAUAACAAUGACACCGACGAAGACAACAAUAGGCGGUUAGUUGGCACAGUCCCGGAUCUCGGGCUGCCAUUUGGUGGUGAAGAAACAACUCAAGAAGACACUACAAGACUAUUGCCUUUCUUAGCCGGUAAAAACAACUCUGGGGAACAAAGUAGUCGCAGUAUGAAUAAAGCAAAAGAGAAAGAAGAAGAAGAUGACUCUGCUUCUCUGUCGUUGUCACUCUCGUUUCCGGGGGAGGAGAAGAAGAAUGUGAAUACUCCGUUUUUUCUGUUCAGAGACUUCCCCAGAUAACAAGGUUAUCGUUAAGUUUAUUUUUAUUAUGAGUGUCCUUAGUUGUUGGAGAAGACUCCAACAAGAUAAAAUCACAGGUUUGUAUAUGAAAAUGGUGAUGGGAAAGAAAGAUACCGAAUGUUUUUUUAAAUUACUUGUUGAAAUCUAUAGAAUAACAAAAAGACUUCUGAAUCCCUCUCUCUAUAUUACUUGUGUACUGGUUGUGAGUUUUCAUAACGCAUUAGAAGGAUACUUUAGUACUUUCAGCUAUAGUAUAAGAUAUCCAGACAAAUGUGUCUUGUUCGUCUUCCCAGUGUUCAUCAUCAGAUCUCUUGGUUUUACAUAUCCAAUGGCGUCCUGUGUUGCUCAUCUUUCUCUCUCAGUUCUUGUAUCUGGUGGCAAAGGUGGGUCUCAAUCUCAUCAUGUGAAAGCAAAUGGAUUGUCUGCUAAAAAUCUCAGUUCCGUUUGUAAAACUUCUGUAUUGACUGUUCAGAAGAAAUCAAGCCGGAGUGGCAAGUUUUCGGUUUCUGCACGGUAUGGAGACGAAGGGAGUAGGAGAGGAAGUGGUGGUGGUGGUGAUUUCAUAGCUGGUUUUCUUCUAGGAGGUGCUGUGUUUGGCGCUGUUGCCUAUAUCUUUGCUCCACAGAAGAAUUAUUAUGAGUGAAGAAGAUGAGUAUGGUUUCAAGAAGCCACAGCAACCAACUUACUACGAUGAAGGUUUAGAGAAAACAAGAGAGACGCUGAACAAGAAAAUCGAACAACUUAACUCAGCAAUCGACAAUGUUUCUUCCCGGUUAAGAGGUCGAGAAAAGAACACAUCUUCUCCCAAUGUACCGGUGGAAACUGACCCAGAAGUUGAAGCUACGACUUAAAAGAAACAAGACAC